Messenger RNA from Chelonoidis abingdonii (Abingdon island giant tortoise), 458 nucleotides. It is a transcript of the gene NDUFA2, whose product is annotated as NADH:ubiquinone oxidoreductase subunit A2. The record is from RefSeq and is a predicted model, not a curated record. Gene Ontology annotation, cellular component: respiratory chain complex I. NCBI's taxonomy places the organism in Eukaryota, Metazoa, Chordata, Testudines, Testudinidae.
UGGAUUGGCUGGGAAGGGGACGGUACACUGGGAAGAUGGCGGCGGCCGCGGCUGUGCGGAGUAUCGGGAGCGGCCUGGGCCAGAGCCUCAGGGAGCUUCGGAUCCACCUGUGUCAGCGCUCGCCGGGCAGCCAGGGCACCAGAGACUUCAUUGAACAGCACUACGUGACUCUGAAGAAGGCAAACCCGGACUUCCCCAUCCUGAUUCGAGAGUGCUCUGGUGUGCAGCCUAAGCUUUGGGCUCGAUACGAGUUUGGCAGAGAGAGUUGCGUGCCACUGAAUGAUCUCAAUGUGGAUCAAGUGGCCAAGGCCCUGGAGAACGUUGUUCACAGCAAAACAUGAAGACAAAGAACUGAAGCUGCAUAUGCUGAAGCCCUUGCCUGAAUGGGUUUACUGGAGAAGCUGUAUAUCUGUAAUUGUAACUUAUUAAUCGCAUAUAAAAGCAUGUCUGACAAAGUG